Molecule: messenger RNA, 780 nt
Organism: Purpureocillium lilacinum
Lineage: Eukaryota; Fungi; Ascomycota; Sordariomycetes; Hypocreales; Ophiocordycipitaceae
Source: RefSeq, a predicted model, not a curated record
AUGCCCCUUGAGGACCUUUCCGUCUCGCCGGAUGGUCGGCCUCAUCAGUGUCGCGCGACGCACGUAUACGAACAGGGGCCGUCGGUCCAGCGUAUCCUCCUUGAUGCAGCAGCACUGGUACUGUGUGCGUUGCGUCCAUUCGCACCGCCGUCCAGGUUGUGGCGUGCGCUGCUUGCGGCCAGUCAAAACUCAAUGGCUCCGUCGGGCAGGCAGGGUACUGGCGCCGCGCGGUGCCACCGUAACACUGCGACGUUCCAGCCUCAGCGGGGGGGGCGACCGGCGCGGAUGAUGACAGGAGUGCAGGUAGACGACAUGUACCUGGCGUCCGUGGCGUGUUCCCCUCUCCCCUCCCUCUCGGUCAAGGCAAGCCUUUUUGCAUGCGUCUGCUUCACGCAGGCGAACCUGCGUUCCCCUCACCGGGCAAGGCGCGCACUGCACGUGCGCGGCUUUCCCCUCACCGGCAGUCUCCAACGCCGCCGCAGACCGACGAGCGGCCGCCCGUACCACGGAGUGCUGUACAGGCACUGUCCAUUGCAUUGCGACGGUAGUCGUCAAUUGGGGCAGUCGCGACACAAACAGUCUUGUCACGGCAGGGGCCCUUGCCGCUGGGGCCCUCCUUCCCCGCACACAGGCUCCGCCCCCAGGAUCGAGCGAGACCCACCUUCCCCGGACUCUGACUGGGUCCAGCCCCGGUCAGUCAAUCAGCCGAUCCCUGCUCCUCCUCGACUCGCCCUCGUCCCCGCCUGUCCUCCUCGACUCGCGGGGGCAAAGCAGAUUUAA